Molecule: messenger RNA, 1242 nt
Organism: Chelmon rostratus (copperband butterflyfish)
Lineage: Eukaryota; Metazoa; Chordata; Actinopteri; Chaetodontiformes; Chaetodontidae
Gene: gstt2
Product: glutathione S-transferase theta 2
Exons: 5
Coding region: 90-776 (228 amino acids)
Biological process (GO): glutathione metabolic process
Cellular component (GO): cytoplasm
Molecular function (GO): glutathione transferase activity
Source: RefSeq, a predicted model, not a curated record
AAGAAGAAGAGGCGGAAGCAGGACUGUUUGGGGGUUUUAAUGUUCGGUUGUUUCUGUGUUUUUACACGUUAGAAACGACUCCGGUCUCCAUGGCAACGCGCCGGUUGGUGGAGGUGUAUCUGGACCUCCUGUCGCAGCCCUGCCGGGCGAUACACAUCCUGCUCAACUGCAACAAAGUCCCGCACACCGUCCGCCCGGUGGCUCUGAGGAAAGGAGAGAACAGAACUCCAGACUUCACGAAGCUGAAUCCCAUGCAGAAGGUUCCUGUCAUGGUGGACAACGGCUUCGUCCUCACAGAGAGUGACGCCAUCAUGAAGUACCUGGCCACCAAGUAUGACAUCCCAGAGCACUGGUAUCCUCGGCAACCAGAGAGACGAGCCAGAGUGGACGAAUACACAGCCUGGCAUCAUAACAACACACGACCACACGCCGCUAAAGUCUUUAUACUGGAGGUGCUCCUCCCGGCUCAGUCUGGCUCUCAGGUGGACGAGGUGCGUUUGACUCGCGCUCUGUCAGAGCUCGAUGACACUCUGGAUAAACUGGAGUCCAUGUUUCUUGGCAGACAGCCUUUCCUCUGCGGUGAUGACAUCACAGUGGCCGACCUGCUCGCCAUCUGUGAGCUCAUGCAGCCUAUGGCAGGGGACAGAGACGUCCUGCAGCAGCGGACUCAGCUGCAGCGUUGGAGGAGCCGAGUUCAGUCGGCUGUCGGCGAGUCGUUCGACCGAGCUCACGCUGUCCUGUACGCCAUCAGAGACCGCCGCAGAGCCAAGCUGUGACAUCACCACAGAGGGACGGCCCGCAGGAGGGAUGUCACGCUGAUGGGUGGGGCCAAGAGACAGGAGGAGGAGCCGAUCAUCAUCAUCAUAAUGAGGUUUGACACUGAGAGAAAGAGGAUGAGGAAGACAUGUAUUACUGAGACAAACAGGCGUGAUGGCUUGUUUGAGUCUCGACCCCCCUGAAUCCUCCACACCGGACCUUUAAACACCACCACCUGAGAAGAAAACUGCCAAACUACAUGUGAGUGUCUUUCAGGAAGCAGGAGUUCGACCAGGAUCAGCUCUGUGAUCACAUGACUGAGGUGCUGGUCCCUGCCCUGUCCCAGCAGGUCUCAGAUCUGUACUUUAUCACCAGGUUGAAUAAGUCGACCAAAUCAAGUUGAACAAAAAUCUGGUCUUAAAGCACUUUAACAGAAAAAAACGUCUUUGUAAUGAAGAGAAAUAAAGUUUUGUGAUUUUUUUCUCA